This is a messenger RNA of Rhizophagus irregularis DAOM 181602=DAOM 197198, 822 nucleotides long. RefSeq lists its product as uncharacterized. Lineage: Eukaryota; Fungi; Glomeromycota; Glomeromycetes; Glomerales; Glomeraceae. The record is from RefSeq and is a predicted model, not a curated record.
AUUGUAUGUUUUGCUCAUACGUAAGUUAAAAGACGUCAAUUAACUUCUUAGUUUAUUUGUUUUUAUCAAGCAAAUGAAGAAAUUUUUUGUAAAAGAAUUUUGCGAGAUUAUUUCGGAACCUAGGAUGUUUAAUUGUGGAAGUGGCUUGGUAGUGCAACAUGCUGAAUUACCCGAGGUGGAUGAUGAGUUGUCGGUGUCACUAAGAAUAAAGCUUAAGAGUCAUCAUACUGGUUGGGGCACUGUUUUUCGUAAAGGUGGUGACGAGUCACAAGGAAAUUUUGAGCGUACACCUGGACUCUUCCUAGAUGCAAACAUCUCCAAAUUAUAUCCCCGCUUCACAGGACACUGGAAUGAUAAUGUAGGACUUAGUGAAAUUGGGGACGGACUUUUGUUAAAUAAAUGGUCCCACAUAACUUAUACACUUUCUGAUCCUGAAAAAAGAAUGGAUAUCUAUAUAAAUGGUGUAUGGAUCGCAUUCUAUGCCAUCGAAAAUGUUCAAAUGCAUAGAGUUAAAUUCAAUGAUAAGCAGUUGCAUAUUGGGUGGUACAUUGAUGGCGAAAUUGGUAAUUUUCGUUAUUUUAACUGGCGUCUAUCUGCCGAAGAGGCAAUGAAAAACUACUUGAAUCAACGACCCUUCUGUUAAGGAUAAAAAAAAAAAGAAAAUCUGUCUGUGGCUUAUUUUUAAUAAAACUGAUUUUUCUUUUUGUAUACCAUAUAAGUUGAACAAAUUUUUUCUUUCGUCUCAAAAAUGAUUUCUCAAAUUUCUGGGUAUUAAUAUUGUAUUUAUAGUAUUCCCAUGAUUAUAAGCUUUAUAAAUGAAAA